AUGGCGGAGAUAAAGAAGGAUGGCAAUCUUCAGGUCAAGGAGGAUGGAUUGAGAGCUUGGAUUUGGUCAAAGCGAUAUGUCGUUUUACGUGAGCAGACAAUCACAUUUCAUCGCAACGAACAAACGGGCCAAUGCGUAGCACUCGUAUUUCUAAAGGAAAUCACAGCCGUAGCACGUUCGGAACUAAAAUCACAUUGCUUUGAGUUGGGCACCAAGGCAAAGUCAUAUUAUAUCGCAUGUCGUAACGAUGAAGAGCUGUAUUCAUGGAUGGAUGAGAUAUACAAUAGGUCACCGUUGGGCGCAUCAGGCCCCACUAAUUUUGUUCACAAGGUCCAUGUGGGAUUUGAUCCUAUCACUGGUGCUUUCACAGGCUUGCCUGAUCAAUGGAAUGCAUUAUUGAAGGGCUCAAAAAUCACACCCGAGGAUGCCGCAAAGAACCCGCAAGCUGUAUUGGAAGCACUUGAAUUCUACACUGAGCAAACUCGCAGAGACAAAAGCGCAUAUGAGAGAAGUGACAACAAUACAAGCAGCAAUGGGUAUAGGAAGAAUCACAACUGGGAACAAGAAAAGAAAAUGUCAAAUCCCAAGCCCAGUCGAUCCACACCAGCACCCCGACACAUUCGUGAGGCUCCAGCUAGACCCACCCAUAAACCAGCUGCUGCUGCUGUUGCUGCUACCAGCAACUCUCAACAACAACAACAACAACAACAACACCACCACGAAAAAGAGCCGGUCCUACCCAAAGUCGAUAUGAAUCAUAUCAAAGCCAUGGAUAAAGAUGUCUUGAUGAUGAUGGAAAAGCUAAAGUUACAGCAACAGAGCAUGAAGGAGAAGCAAACGUUUGUAGAAGAGUUAGCCAAGAGCAAUCAUGAGAGCAAGUCUUUCAAAUCAGCAACACUAGCGCCCUUUAGCAGCACGACACCAGCAUCGCCUACGCCUACGACACUCAGUGGCUCACUGCCUCGCAAAAACACAUCCAAUACGACCAAGCGUCAUCCAGAAACUAGUAAUGGUGGCACACGGAGUGCAGCCCCGUCUGAUCGUAGCACACGAUUUGAAAGGGAAAAAGAGAAGCUCAAGGAGGCAGCUGCUGCAUUGGAUCGUGAUAAAAACCUCAUGAAGCGAACACGCGACAUAGAGAUGUCGGUAACCGCCCAAAAGGACAAGCUACUUCUUUCUCCAGCAACACAGACACUGCCAUCUAAUAACAAGACCACAAGACGAUCAUCCAUUAUACCCAAUCCCCAACCGCAAAUAUCUACGCCUGUGCCUUCUUCCAAUAAUGCAACCACUACGCCAUCUCCCUCCACUAAUACCACCACAGAUAAAAAGGCCGCAGAUAUAGCAACAAACAAAAAACAAGAUCAGAGAAUCAGCACCAUGAGUGAUCACCAGAUCAUGGAGCGGUUGAGGUCGGUUGUUACUAGUGGAGACCCCAAUUUGAUCUAUAAGCGCACCAAGCGAAUCGGACAAGGCGCAUCAGGCUCUGUGUACCUAGCAGACCACAAAACGACCAAUGCAAAAGUAGCCGUCAAGCAGAUGGAUCUAUCCAAACAAUCUCGACUGGAUUUGAUUGUCAAUGAGAUUAUGAUCAUGAAGGAAUCUCAUCACGGUAACAUUGUCAAUUUCCUUGAUUCCUUUCUGGUGCGUGGUGAUUUAUGGGUUGUGAUGGAGUACAUGGAAGGAGGUGCAUUGACAGACGUAAUUGAACAUAACACAAUGACAGAGCAACAAAUAGCGACAGUCUGUUAUGAGACGGCAAAGGGGUUGGAUCACUUGCACUCUCAAAAUAUCAUUCAUCGAGACAUUAAAUCUGAUAACGUCUUGCUGAACUUUGCUGGUCAAGUCAAGAUUAGUGAUUUUGGAUAUUGCGCUAAACUUACAGAUCAACGAAACAAGCGAGCUACCAUGGUGGGCACGCCUUACUGGAUGGCGCCUGAAAUUGUCAAGCAAAAGGAAUACGGUGCAAAAGUCGAUAUUUGGUCAUUAGGUAUCAUGGCCAUUGAGAUGAUUGAGAAUGAGCCGCCUUACCUCGACGAGGAGCCACUGAAGGCACUGUACCUGAUUGCCACCAAUGGCACGCCUUCUCUCAAGAAUCCUGACAAACUAUCCAAAGAACUGAAAAGCUAUCUUGCAGUGUGUCUAUGUGUAGAUGUGAAAUCUCGAGCCACGGCUGCCGAACUAUUAGAACACGAUUUCAUUAAAAAAGCGGGCCCAAUUGACGUCUUACUACCUUCACUCUUGAAAUUCAAAAAGAAAUAA
This is a messenger RNA of Mucor velutinosus, 2262 nucleotides long. RefSeq lists its product as uncharacterized. Gene Ontology annotation, biological process: regulation of MAPK cascade; intracellular signal transduction; protein phosphorylation. Lineage: Eukaryota; Fungi; Mucoromycota; Mucoromycetes; Mucorales; Mucoraceae. The record is from RefSeq and is a predicted model, not a curated record. Gene Ontology annotation, cellular component: cytoplasm. Gene Ontology annotation, molecular function: ATP binding; protein serine/threonine kinase activity. The transcript has 7 exons. The coding region runs from base 1 to 2262 and encodes 753 amino acids.